AUGAGGACGAAACCUCGGAGCGAACGGGCGCUGCCGUCCCGGGGCGCUGGGUGCUCACCUGCGUCCGGGCCAGGCUGCGGCGCCCAGCGCUACCGUGGCUCCUGCCGGAGGAUGCUCGAGGGCUGGUGCAGGUCUGAGGAUUUCUCAGGAGUUCUUCUUGCCCCUGGACCCCAAGAUCCCUGCUCUGGGAACCGUCAGAGUCCUGCCUGCUCUGUCCCACUCGCAGUUCUCCUCGGGGGCUGGUGUCUCCUGUACCACUCCAGUGAGACUGUGGAUGCAGUGCCGCAGGCUGGGGCCUUGAGCAGCACAGGUGGAGGCCGGCAGGGCUGCCUUUGUCCUGCUGCUCCGAGCGGCUGUGGCUGGCACGAGAGCGUGGCUCGGCUUGCCUGCAGCCGGCCCGCUGGCAUCGCCCUCGGCCACCAGCGGGGACCCUUCCCGUGGGCUGGGCCCGGGCUGCACCGGCUCUUCUGGGCCUCCUGCCAGGAGCAGACCGGGGAGCUGAGGAGGGAAGGGGUGCACUGCGUCCCCUCUGCAGAGCUGAUGGCCCUGGGGCAGUGGUGUUACGACUCACAGGACCCCCAAUGCGGGCCCAGCCACUGGAAGGAGCUGAAAGCCACGUGUGGUGGCGACAGGCAGUCCCCUGUGAACAUCGACAGGCGCCGGCUGCAGCGGGAUGGCGGCCUCGGGGACAUCCUCUUCGAGGGUUAUGACCAGGCUCCCCCUGGCAAGUGGAGGCUGACAAACAACGGGCACACAGUGAUGCUGAGCCUGGCGGGCGAGUCGGCCUCUGAGCACAUCGCCGUCAGCGGGGGGGGCCUCCCCGGCCGGUACCGCGCGCUCCAGCUCCACUUCCACUGGGGCAGCCUGGCUGGGAACGGCUCCGAGCACACCCUCGAUGGGCGCCAGCUCCCCAUGGAGAUGCACAUCGUCCACAUGAAUGCCAAGUACCAGACACUGGCAGAGGCCAAGGGGCAUCCCAAUGGGCUGGCUGUCCUCGGCUUCUUCUUCCAGGUCUCUGAAACCACUAACACCAACUACAACACCAUCGUGGCAGGGCUGAGGAAUGUCUCCCAUGCUGGGGACUCUGUGGAUUUGGCCUCCACGUUCCGCCUGAGCACGCUGCUGCCGCCUGCUGCCCGCCUCUCGGGCUACUACCGCUACCAGGGCUCCCUGACCACCCCCGACUGCAGCGAGGCCGUGGUCUGGACUGUGUUUGAGGAGCCAGUGGAGAUCGGCCGGGAACAGCUGAAGGCAUUUGUCAGCACCCUGCACUUCCCACUCGAGGGAUCCACGCUCCUAAAGAUGAUCAACAACUUCCGCCCGCCGCAGCCCCUCCGCAGCCGCAAGGUCUUUGCCUCCCGGGGGGCCACAGCCAGGGGGGGGUCCCUGCACGGGGACCACCACCAGCUCCUCUCACCCCUGCUCCCCCUGGCCCUGCUCAGCCUCUUCUCACCAGCCCCAUAGGCUCUGGCCCUGCUGCAGUGGAGAUGGAGGUGAUGUGUCUUGUUCAUGGGAAAUGGGAAACAAGGAAAAAAAAGCACCUUGAAACCUUGGCUGGGUGAAGAUUUUGUGAAGCUGCAUCUCUGCAGAGGUGAAUCUCUGCAAGCCUGGAGCUGCCCUGGGCUGCCCCUGUAGAUGGGCAGUGGGAGCUGCUGGGAGGGGGAUGUUGUAUUGACUGGAAUAAAGCCAAGGUCCCGUCAA
This is a messenger RNA of Agelaius phoeniceus (red-winged blackbird), 1701 nucleotides long. RefSeq names its product carbonic anhydrase 15-like. The record is from RefSeq and is a predicted model, not a curated record. Lineage: Eukaryota; Metazoa; Chordata; Aves; Passeriformes; Icteridae. Gene Ontology annotation, molecular function: carbonate dehydratase activity; zinc ion binding. Gene Ontology annotation, cellular component: plasma membrane.